Messenger RNA from Aegilops tauschii subsp. strangulata, 528 nucleotides. The record is from RefSeq and is a predicted model, not a curated record. Lineage: Eukaryota; Viridiplantae; Streptophyta; Magnoliopsida; Poales; Poaceae.
AUGCGGGUGCGGGUUACGGGCACGGGCGCGGGACGAACCCGCCAGGGCUCGCGAGCACACGCCCGAGGCGUGGCCGCGGCCAAGGCGCGCCGCCGGCGAGCAAGGUGCGGCGGGGCGGGGCCUGCGGCGGCCGAAGGCGGGAGGCGCCGCGGGGCGCAUGCGGGCGGUGACGGGGCGAGGCCCGCCCGGGCACAGGGGAUGGCCGCGGGGCGAGGGCGGUCCCCGGCGGGGCGCAGGACGGCGGCGACCCAGGCGACUGCGGGCACGGCCAGGUGCGGGGCGCGGCACCGCGGGGCAGAGGCCGAGCCCCGGGGAAGCCGGUCGCGGAGAGGCGGAGGCGAAGCAGGGGCGGCCGCGGGCGUCGUCGGGCGCGGGCGACGGGCGCCGGGGCGCCCGAACUGGACGCGGCCAGUCGAGGCCACGGCGAGGGGGGGGGCGCUGGCCGCGGCGGGGCGCAACGGAGGAGAGCGCGGAGCGGCCGAGCCGGGGCAGGGGGAGAGGAGUGGGGAGCGCUCACUGGGGGUGUAG